CAGCUCUUCCGGCGGGCGGCGAUGGCGGCAGCGCUCUGGGACUUCGGCGUGGGGGACCGCAGGAAGGCGAGCGGCGAGGAGGAGGGCGACGACGACGGCGAUGAAGAAGCGGAAGGCGGAGAUGCGGGAGAAUUCACGCUGGACGAGGUGCUGCGCCUCGGCGGCACCAAGCAAGAUUACCUCAUGCUGUGUGCCGUGGACGAGGAGGGCGAGAUGGUGGACGGCGGCAAGAAGGACACGAUCGAUGACCUGAAGGAAGGGGAGCUGGAGGCGUUCGUCAGCUCCCUGGGGCUCAACAAGUAUGCAAAGAGUUGCCUGGUGGUGGAGGGGGAUGAGGAUGAUGGUGACAGCAAGGAGAAAGGGAAGUCUCCAAAGAAAGAGAAGAGCAAGAAGGAAACAAAUCGUCCUUCACUAGAGGGGAAAAAAGAAAAAAAAGGAAAGGAAAAGGCAAGCAGUGUGAAAGACAGCAAAAAAAAGCAGGCUGGCGGUGAUCGGGGCCAACAGCCUUCGGCAAAGAAAGAAAGGCUGGAAGGAGAUUUUGAAUUUCAUGCUAGGCAGACAAUCCUGAUCAAACCGGGGGGCAAGUGGUAUGAUCUAGAAUACACCAACGAAUUCUCUCCAGAGCCACAGAAUCAGACACUUUUGUCCAAGUACAAAGCCUUGGCCCAAAAGCUGUAUGAACACGAGACAGACCUGUUCAAGAAUAAGACAGACUAUCAGAAGGGGGCCUCUUCGGCGUGGAUUAAAACUGUUGUGUCCUCGGGAACCUUGGCUGACAGGAUGGCAGCGAUGACCCUUCUCAUCCAGGACAGUGCUGUCCACAGUCUCCAGUUUGUUGAGAACUUGAUAAACCUCAUAAAGAAAAAGGGCAGCAGGCAGCAGAGCCUUAUGGCUUUAGAUACUUUCAAGGAGCUUCUCAUUACAGAUAUCUUACCAGACAAUCGGAAAUUGCGGCCUUUCUCGCAGCGACCGCUUAACAGCAUAGUGCAGAUGUCGAGUGGCAACAAGGAUUCGAGAGACAAGCGGUUGAUACUUUGGUACUUUGAGCAUCACCUGAAGCUGCAGAUAGCAGAGUUUGUGCAGGCCUUGGAAACACUGAGCCACGAUUGUCUGACAGCCACGAAAUCCCGAGCGCUGGCAGUUUCCCACGAGCUGCUCUGUAACAAGCCCGAGCAGGAGAAAGCCCUGCUGGUUUUGCUGGUGAAUAAGCUGGGUGACCCUCAGAACAAGAUCGCCACCAAAGCCUCUUAUCUUUUAGAGACCUUGCUUCACAAGCAUCCAAAUAUGAAGGGAGUAGUGUGCAGUGAGGUGGAGAGGCUUUUAUACCGCACAAACAUCAACGUGAAAACUCAAUAUUAUGCUAUCUGCUUUCUAAAUCAGAUAGUCCUCAGUCAUGAAGAAAGUGCAUUGGCUAACAAGCUGAUAACUUUGUACUUAUGCUUUUUCCGGAACUGUAUUAAGAAAAAAGAUGUUGAAUCCAAAAUGCUCAGUGCUCUUCUUUGCGGGGUAAACAGAGCUUACCCUUACGCUGAGACGGGUGAUGAGAAAGUGAAGGAGCAAAUGAACACCUUGUUCAAAGUUCUGCAUCUUGUGAACUUCAAUACCAGUGUCCAGGCCCUGAUGCUGCUGUUUCAAGUGAUGGACUCUCAGCAGACGGUAUCGGACAGGUACUAUGCAGCGCUGUACAAGAAGCUUCUAGAUCCUGCUUUAGCAAUGUGCUCAAAGCCAUCCAUGUUUCUAAACCUUGUCUAUAAGUCUCUGAAGGUGGAUGUUGUGUUGCGGCGUGUGAAGGCCUUUGUGAAGAGGCUACUUCAAGUCACCUGUGGGCAAAUGCCACCCUUCAUUUGUGGAACCCUGUACCUUCUGUCUGAGCUCCUGAAAGUGAAACCAGAGUUAAGGGUCCAGUUACAGGAUCACGUGGAGUCAGAUGAUGAAGAAUGCUUUAAGGAUCAAGAAGAGGCUGAAGAGGAUGAGGAAAAAUUUGUGGAUGCUGACCAAGAAGUAGAAGAUGAAAAGAGAAGUACAACGGAAAGUUCUGCAAAAACAAACAAUUCAAAUUCAUCAGCCUCGUGGGUGCAUCAUCUGAAUAUGGGAGGCAGGAAGAGUGGAGCUUCCUAUGAUCCUAUGCACCGAAGUCCUUUAUACUGUGGUGCUGAGAGUACAAGCCUUUGGGAACUGAAGAAGCUUUCGGAACAUUUUCAUCCGUCUGUGGCCCUGUUUGCAAAAACAAUUCUAAAAGGAAAUCACAUUCAGUACUCCGGUGACCCUUUGCAGGAUUUCACGUUAAUGAGAUUCUUGGAUCGCUUUGUGUACAGAAAUCCCAAACUCAGCAAAGGCAAAGAAAACACCAGCAGUGUGGUAAUGCAGCCGAAGAAGAGGCAGUUCAUGAAGGAUAUGCAGAAUCUUGCAGUCAACAGCAAGGAAUUCCGGGCCAAAGAUGAAAGCAAAAUCCCAGUGGAUGAAGUGUUCUUUCACAGAUUUUAUUCGAAGUUCGAUAAGAAGAGAGAGAAACAAAAGCGUCUGGAUGAUGAAGAAAGUGUGGAAGAUGUGGAUGAUGAUGAAUUUGAAAGAGCAUUGGAUACUUUUGAGGCUGCUGAUAAUGCCGUUGUUGGCCAGGAUGACCUUGAUUUUGCUGGUAAUAUAAAGAAAAAUCCCAAAGGCGGCAAGAAAGGCCAGGGUGCUGACUGGGAGGAUUCUGAUGAUGAAGAUGACUUCAGCGAUCUGGAUGAUGAGGAAGUCUCCUUAGGAAGUAUGGAGGAAGACUUUGAAGAGGAUAUGGAUGAAGAGGGAGGUGUAUUUAUGGAUGUGUCUGAAGAUGAAAACGACCUAGACUCAAACAAUGACAAGCAACUGAAAUCUGUCAGUAAAAAGGGCAAGAAAAAGAAAGAUUUUGCAGGAUCACUGGAAGGAUCCAGCCGAGGAAAGAAGAGAAAACUCCAAGAUGCUGGCAUCCUGGCAUCUGCAGAAGAGUUUGGCUAUCUGCUGGAUGAAAACGCUGGGUCCAAGUUCGACAAUAUCGGAAUGAACGCCAUGGCCAACAGAGAUAACGCGAAUGUCAAACAGAUCCAGUGGGAAAUAGAGCGUGACAAGUGGCUUCACAACAGGGAUGUGAAAAGCAUCAUCAAAAAGAAGAAACAGUUCAGGCACAGAGGGCUGAAAAACAGCAAGUACAAAGGCAAGAAAUCAAGACGAUGAACCGGACAUCUUGAUGUGGACAUUUUAAAAAUAAUUAUUCUUAAACAGUUUUUUAUUUAAUCACACGUCUUUCUUACUUCAGUUCUUGCUGCUUAACCAUGUCAUCUGGUCAUUCUCCCUUAUGCCAUGAAUUCCAGACCACUCAUUGGAUUUGUAAUAAACUGAAAAACAGGAAAAUGCAUGUCAGGUCUAAGUUAGAAUACCUGAUGAGCAGCCCCUUUGUGGCUAGUUUUAUUCAGCGUAUAACCCUCCAGCUGUGAGGUCUAUCCGACAGUCUGACACUCCAGCUGUGCCUUAGCAAUAAACACUUCUGCAGUGUCUCCUGGGGAAAGUUUUAAGCCAUCCUAAGAUUGGUUUUAUAUAUUAAGAUGCAACAGAAGCUUCAGCCAUCUUUCUGAAGCCAAUGACUACAAACCCACCUUCCAGAAUUGAUGGAAACCUCUUCUGCAUUGUGUAUCUGAAAUCUGACAAGAAAGACAAAUCACAGUUACUUUCCCAGCAUAUAUUAAGAUGAAUAAUUAAAUGCACUAUUUUUCUAACUA
Molecule: messenger RNA, 3737 nt
Organism: Hirundo rustica (Barn swallow)
Lineage: Eukaryota; Metazoa; Chordata; Aves; Passeriformes; Hirundinidae
Gene: CEBPZ
Product: CCAAT enhancer binding protein zeta
Exons: 16
Coding region: 22-3195 (1057 amino acids)
Cellular component (GO): nucleus
Source: RefSeq, a predicted model, not a curated record